Molecule: messenger RNA, 2630 nt
Organism: Botrytis cinerea B05.10
Lineage: Eukaryota; Fungi; Ascomycota; Leotiomycetes; Helotiales; Sclerotiniaceae
Exons: 2
Coding region: 170-2587 (805 amino acids)
Biological process (GO): carbohydrate metabolic process
Source: RefSeq, a predicted model, not a curated record
GGACGAUAUGGGGUACACUACAUCUGCCGGUCAAACUUCAGUCGGACUAAUAAAGCUUCAUGAGGAAAAGCAAUUUAGAUCUUUGACUACCUCCAAACAUACUUAGUAGCCAUGAGCUCUCAUUCUUACUUUCAGUUGAGCUAUAGUUUCUACAAUUCAAGACUUCACCAUGACAUCCUCGCCAUUCCUCACUGACGAAGCACAAUGGAUCUGGGUGCCAGAUUUUGAUGAUACCACUGAUCCUGGCCAGUUUGUUCUAUUCCGAAAGUCGUUCACUCUGGAGAAGCUUCCAAUUGAAGAAACUGUACUUCAUGUUUCUGCGGAUACUCGGUAUCGUUUGUUUUUGAACGGCAAACGAAUCAGUUUCGGACCUUGCAAGAGUUAUCCAACAAGAUGGUACUACGAGACGGUGGACAUCACUCCAUUGCUACAGCCGGGAAAGAAUGUAUUCAGCGCCAAAGUCUUGAGGUUCUCCGCAACCAAUGCGGCUGGCACAUCGAUGGCCAGGACUCCUUUGCCAGGACUCAUCCUCUGGUGUCAGAUAGGGGAGCAAAAGCUUCAUACCGAUGCCACUUGGAAGGCAGCCAAAGACCAAGAAACGUCACUCCUACCAUCUUCAAAAUGGGAUUUCCGGAUGGGACCUCCUUUUCUAGACCUCAACGAAGAGAUUCACGCAAACAAUAAAUUGUUGGGAUGGAGGGAAGUCGAGUUUGAUGAUGCAUGUUGGAAGAAUGCCGAGAUAAGGACCAUGAAGAGAAAGAUGUCACCGAUGCUGGAUCCAAGAAAACUCACGCCCAGGCCAAUACCCCAUCUUCCCGAAAUAUCUCGACGAUUUGACAAUGCUGUGACAUGCACUGAAAAUUCGAGCUUGAGCGAUUGGAAUAUGCUAUUGCAAAAUGACAGACCUAUGAAGUUAGCGGCUGGUACAAAUUCAAUUGUCGAAAUUGAAUCGAAUAGUUUGACUACUGGAUUCCUUGAAUUCAGCUUCGAGAUUGAAGGUCAUGCAUAUCUUGCACCCAAGAUCGAAAUUCUCUGUGCUGAAUCCUACGAGAAUGAUAUGGAUGGUGGCCAGCCAAGAUCAAAAGAGGACCGCACAAAUUUCAAGACUGGAAAGUUGUAUGGACCGAUCGAUACAUACAUCUGUCAUGCGAACCAGACAAAAUAUUCUUACGAACCUUUCUGGUGGCGCACAUUCCGAUAUAUUCGGAUUUCCGUAACGUGCCCUCCACAUACCUCACUCCAAUUCAACUCCAUCACAUACCGUUCCACUCAUUAUCCUCUACCUAUCACUACUACUAUCAGUAGUACCCCUCUUGUGGAUAAGCUCCACUCGACAUCUGUUAAUACUCUCCUCAAUUGCAUGCAUGAAACCCAUGAGGACUGUCCGUAUUAUGAACAAAAUCAAUUUGCCAUGGAUACUCGCUCCCAACUUUUAUUCUCCUACACAAUCUCUCACUCGGACCUUCUUGCCCGGAAAACAAUUCACGAGUUCUUUGCAUCUCGUAGAGAUGACGGGCUAUUGGAAACGAACUUUCCAAAUCCUGGCCGCUCCAUGAACAUACCCCAGUUCUCUUUGUACUGGAUACUUAUGGUUCAUGAUCAUUCGUUACACUUCCAAGAUAUCACGUUUAUCAAAAAGUUUUUGGGUACUAUUGAUGGAAUUCUGGAUCAUUUCAGCGAUCGUUUAAAUGAUCUCGGCCUUGUGGGACAGUUUCAUGAAGAGGGCACAUGGGCCUUCGUUGAUUGGGUGAAAGAGUGGUUUACUCCAUCACGAGGGUUUUCUAGUAUGGGGGUUCCCAAAGCGUACUUUGACAAAGGAGCUGCUACUAUCAACAGCUUAGUUUAUGCAAUAGCUUUGAGGUCUGGCGCAGCUUUGUGUGAAGCAGUUAGCAGGAAGGAUACUGCAAGUGAAUACCUUGAUAGAGCUAAUGCUAUCAUUCGAUCUGUCAAUGAAAAUUGCUAUGAUAGCAACAAGAGUCUGUAUCUCGAUGGGCCCGGCGCUAUCGGACAGAGUUCACAACAUGUCCAGAUUUUCGCAGUGCUUGCAGAUGCUAUAAGCGGAGAGCCAGCCAAAGACCUAAUGAGAAAGACCAUCCACGAAAGAGAAGCACUGGGACUUGCAAAGGCAUCAUUUGCAAUGUCCUUCUAUAUGUUCCGAGCUGUCGCACAAGCAGGAAUUUAUGAAGAAGUCUGGGAGGAGUUAAUAGGCCCGUGGAAGAAGAUGCUUGACCAGAACUUGACCACUUGGGCAGAAAGUGAAAGUAUGGUCAGAAGUGAUUGCCAUGGAUGGAGUGCAACUCCGAUGUACGAGAUUGUGAGGGAAAUUGCUGGCAUUCAAUAUCCAACCACGAAAGAUAGUGAAGGAGGUUUAACAACGAUUAUCAAGCCUAGACAGAAUUUGGUGAAGCAAAUGAAAGGGACAUUUGUGAUUGUGGGAGGUGGAAGUGUAGAUAUUUCCUGGGACGAUUCUGGGGUGAUCAAGGUUCUUAGUUCGGACGAUAUUCAGGUUCAAUUGGUGCUAAUGGGAGUCACUCAUGACACCAAGCUUUUACAAGGCGUUGAGCAAUCUUUUCAGCUAGAAAUAUAGAGUAUAGAAGGCAUAAUACAAAACUUCCAGCCAUGGCCAGUCA